AUGGCCUCACGCAUCGGGCUGCGUAUGCAGCUGAUGCGAGACCAGCUGCAGCAAGAGGAGCAGCGUGAGCGGGAGCAGCGGCAGCAGAAUGCAGUCCUGCAGCCUUACAUGCAGCAGCGCAUGGCCGGGCCGCCUGCCCCCACCCCGGCCAUCAGCACCCCACAGCAUUACCAAAGCAUGCAGGUCCCUGUUGAGGUUCUCAAGGUACAGACUCACCUCGAGAACCCCACAGACUACCACAUCCGAUACACACAGAGGCAACAGUUGAAAGAAUAUCUGUCUACAACCCAGGCCACCAAACAGACGGUCCACGCAGCCGCAGGCCUGAUUCCACCAACUUCUCCCUCAAAAAUGGGACCCACAGGGGGGUCCGCAUCUGCCCCACCGCCCCUCCAGUCCCCACACAUGCGCACCGAGCAGCUCCUGUCUGGCAACAGUGCACCCAACAGCCCCAUGGCCAUGCUCAACAUCAGCUCCAGCCACGAGAAUGAGAUGGAUGAGGUAAUUGAUGACAUCAUCAGCAUGCAGUCCAGUUACGAUGAUAUUCAGGCAUACAUUGACCCUGUCCAGAUGCCCAACACACUCCCUCUAUCUAGCAGUCAUCUGGAUGUGUACACGGGUCCUGGGAUGAAGGGGCCAGCCAUGGCCAUGACCAGUAACUCCUGUCCCGCCAACCUGACCGUCAAACGAGAACCGACAGAAGCCCGAGCAAUGGCCAAGGAGAGACAGAAAAAAGACAACCACAAUCUGAUUGAAAGGAGGAGGCGAUUCAACAUCAAUGAUCGUAUCAAAGAGCUGGGCACCAUGAUCCCCAAAACCAAUGACCUUGAUGUGCGCUGGAACAAAGGCACUAUAUUGCGGGCAUCUGUCGAGUACAUCAAACGCAUGCAGAAGGAUAUGCAUAGGAGCAGAGAGGUGGAAAACAAUUUCAAAAGGAUGGAAAUGGCCAACAAACAGCUGUUGCUACGCAUCCAGGAGUUGGAGAUGCAGGCUCAUGUGCAUGGCCUGCCCAAUGCCUCUCCCUCUGGCCUGAACCUGUCUGACCUGAUGUCUCCCUAUAUCAAACAAGAGUUGAGCCCAGAGGAUAAGCUUUCUCACCCUCAAAUACAAGCACACCACCAGCCCCAGCACCUUCCCCGGAACCAGGCUCAGCCCCAGCCCCACCAGCACCACUUCCUCCCGCAAAACCACCUUCAACUUCAGGGCCAGGGUCAGCUACAGCAAAGGCAGAUGCAGCAGCUCCCCCAGCACCUCCAGCAGCAAGCGCCCAUCCAGUACCCAGCUGUAGGCAGCUCCCAGCCCUUUGACUAUGCCCAGUCGCUGGACUUGUGCGAUGGUAUACCUGGCUUCUCAGACGGCAUAUCGGGGCUGGGCGACCUGAGCGGACUGGACGUCCAAGGGAGGAGAACCGACCUGGGCUUCCUGAUGAUGGACGAGCCCCUGUCCCCAAUGGAUCGAGACCCGCUGCUCUCUGCGAUGUCCCCCGAGGCCUCGGUCGACUCCAGCCGCAGAUCGAGCUUCAGCAUAGAGGAUGGAGACAUACUGUAGACACAUAUACACACUUACACACACUUACACACAUAGAAGCACAUCCAGAGGUUUCACAGAGGUUGUAGUAAACACGUUAAAGUGACAGCGCAAAGCUGUGAUACAUGUGCAGCACAUACAGGAGAAAAGAAAUCAGCCACCAGACAUCACAGCAGACAUUCACCCGGCACAAACUCACAGCAUGCUGCACACAAACACACACUGGUGACACUCAGAUAAUUGUGGUUCAAUAGUACAAGCAAAAAAAGGUACACGAAUCUCACACAGUUGAAAGAAUUCAGGACAGUGCAACCGUCUGCACGCACACACGCACACACACACACACACACACACACACACACACGCACACACAAACACACUCCCACACACACAAGCGCGUACAAGAUAACCUGAGCAGUUUGAAACUUUGCCUGACAGACUAAGCAUUUACAAGGGGGGAGUCAGCACUGCCAGGUCAGGAGUUAUAUAGCACACUUGGCCUUGUUUCCAUGAAGGUGGCUCUGAAUCAUAAUUGAACAAGGGACAAAAACCAGCAGUUAAUUAGAUUGAAGUUAUCAGAUACAAGGACAACGGAGUUCAUUGUCUCACUUGAUGGAGGACAAGUUAUUUUCCCCUUUACAUCAACCUCUUUUAGUAACCAUAAAUGAUUGAAUGAACGAUAGUGACUAAAAUGGAAAUAGCUUCAUGGUCCUGCAUACAUAAUUUAUCUUGAGCGGAGGAUGCAGUCGAGUCACAGCGUUCGGCUUCUCAACCUGGAUUUACACGAGUUUGACAAAGAUUUGGUCUCAAUUUAUUGCAUCUUUCCCUCUUUUAGUUUAUGAUUGUCAGGAAAUUUGUCUCUCCACAACCACGUUCACAUGCGCAUACACACACACACACACACACACUCACACACUGCUGUCCCCUCUGUUUCUACACCUUGAAAAAAGAAAACCAUUUGAUGGUCUUCAAAUAGUCUCAUCAGAAUCUAUGAGGUGUCAAAAUACUCAGGUACUGUAACACGAUACACGAGCAGGAUCGUUUUUUUAAAGUAGGAGCAGAUGUUAACCUGAACUGUUUCGGGGCCACAACUCUGAUCAUUGUGCCUUUUUGAUUUGUGCAGCUGCUGCUCCCCGUGUUUUAUAGGUUAGAGGUCAUGACCAGGGAUUUUGGUUAUAAUAUCAAGUUCAGUUAUGCCUGUAAAAGCUUUACAGUUACCAUUAAUAAUGCGGUAGAUAAACAGUGAAUGCUUCUGUCACUGAAGAGAGUGACCUUGAAGGGCUCGAACCAGAGGCCCAGAUGUCAGGAAAGAUAGAGUUACAGGGUUUGAAGCUGGAGAGAGAGAGAUAGAGAAAGAGAUGAUUUGUCUCGACCGACAGCAGCAGUGGUUGUAGUCUCCACUGGAAAAUCACACUUGCAUGCAUUCUCACGCUUUGGUUCACAAACUAACAAGCAUACACUCGCCCAGUACACGCAUACACACGCACAUACAUACACUGCAGUGUGCUUUGAGCUGUUCUCAGAUCAGCACAUUAACAAAUCCCCCGUGCUUUGGUCUCUCCUGCUGAUGAGUGAAGCUCCCAGCCACAGAGGUAAAUCACAGGCCUGCUGUCCAACACGCUACACACAGGGAGUCUGUUAACCCACUGGCUACUGUCCCCACAGCCAGGACUGGAGCAGGUGAACCUGACUUGUGCCUCUGCUGCUGUUGUAAACCCCAGGCUUGGCUUUGAUUUGACAUAGCUUAUGAUCAGUAAUGAUAAAAUUAGAAAACAAAUUUGAAGGUGAUUUUUUUUUUUUUAUUAUUAAAAUAAGUGUUUGUUUUUCUUUAAUAUAUAGUUUGUUGUUUAUUUUAUCCCCCAAAGCACUGGAAACUAUAUUAUUGUUUUUGAACUUUGUACAUGGAAGAAUUACGAAAUAAGAUUUAUUUCAGAUAUUUUAUGACGCUAAGCCACUUAAAUGUAUUUUUAUUUGUAUUUGUUGUUUUAGUUUUAUUUCAAUUUUAUUCCAAAAAUUAUAAUUUUCAAGAAGUCCUCUGUACAGACGUUAAAGCCGCCAAUGUUUUGUCACGUUGAGAGGGGAAAGCCGUUUAUAAACUUCCAAAUUUCAAGUAACUAAAGAGAUGAAAAGAAGAUGUAGUUUUAUGAUGCCAUUUUUUUUUACGUGAUUGGAUUUUAUCUUCUCUCUCUUUAAACAUUGAAAUUUGGAGACAGACGUAGAUUGAAGGUGAUUCUUUGAGUUCAUUAAGUUCAAAUAGCUCAUUUUAUGAAUGUAUGGUUUUACUAUUGGUAAUCUGGAGCAGGCCAGCAUUUCUUGCCAUGCCUCCUUCCCCCCUGCCUCUGGCUUCUCUGAAGACAGGAAAUACGACUGACUUCCCAUAAACUCUGAGCCAAGAAGUUACCCUGGAGCUGUAUCAUAGACUCUCUCCGUCUGCCUACCAGAGUUGUGCCUUUUCUCUCUCAGCCACAGUUUUGACUGUUGUACUGUCACCCAGCCAACACUCCAAAGAGCUGCUCGGGCCUCCUCUACUCUCCCACUAGAGGGCGCUCUGCAGAGGAAACUACACAGGGAAAAGUGGCUCUGAUUUUACUGAGAAUAUAAAAUGUUUUUACCAAAACCA
Messenger RNA from Pleuronectes platessa (European plaice), 4147 nucleotides. It is a transcript of the gene tfeb, whose product is annotated as transcription factor EB. Lineage: Eukaryota; Metazoa; Chordata; Actinopteri; Pleuronectiformes; Pleuronectidae. Gene Ontology annotation, molecular function: RNA polymerase II cis-regulatory region sequence-specific DNA binding; DNA-binding transcription factor activity, RNA polymerase II-specific; protein dimerization activity. Gene Ontology annotation, biological process: humoral immune response; regulation of transcription by RNA polymerase II; positive regulation of DNA-templated transcription. The record is from RefSeq and is a predicted model, not a curated record. Gene Ontology annotation, cellular component: nucleus. The transcript has 10 exons. Bases 1 to 1548 code for a protein of 515 amino acids.